UCAUACACACACACAUUUUCAUGCAUGCUGCUUCUGUCACACACCUUCACCUUGUGCUGCCGCUCCAUCUACACGUGCACAGACUCCUUCUGCAAAGGCUGAGAGGUGCCCCAUCCUUUGACUUGUCCUCCAAACAUUUAUGGAGCCACUUACACUACGACCGGACCCGACCACUGUCAGCCACCGGUGGAGUCCCUCGGAUGAGAGUAAGGCACAGCUACCUGCAAGAUCUCUCUAUUGACCCCCACCCUCCUCAUCUCAUCUCCUCUACAUUCAUUCAUCCCUCGUUCCCCCUGCUGUGAGGCAGCAUGCACGGCUGAAGGACACAGCGCUGCGCUCAACUAGUGCAAGUGAUCGGAGGGGUUAUGCCAGAAGAGCUGGAGAGAGAGCCUGGAAUCAAGGCACACUCCAUUCAUCAGACAACGCGUCCCUUCACAGGCUUGCAGACCUAAUAACUCAGGCCGGACAAGACUCCUUCAUCUACUUGUCUUGCUCUGACAUGGUCAGAAAUGGAAAAAUUUUAUUGGUGAAGGACACAAGGUGAAGUGUUGAUAUCUGGACAAUUUUUAUUCAGACUCAGCUGUUAAAGUAGGAUACCUUUGAUUUGUGUUUGGUCUCAUAAUGUGGCGGAUGGUUCAGUGUCCUUUUUGGACUUGGUCGAGCUGAACUUGACUGGAGCCGGAAGUGCUCUCGGAGGACUUUGAGGAGUAAAAGCGACAUGCCUUUUCCUAAAAGAAGAACAGCAACUUCCACCCAAAAAAGAAUUGAUUGCUUCACCCUUUUCCCUGGCUGUCAUCAAAUUUGCAUGGGAUUUUAAAGUAGCCACCCUGAUUUCUUCUCUGUUUUUUGUAUCUUCCUCCUCAUUUCUUUUGCUGUCCAGAAUCAGAACCCCUACUUCUUUUUCUGUUCUGCUACUUUUCUUUAGCAGUAAUUCAUCGCCCUGGGUGAGCAGGUGGUGGGGGUGGCCCCUGGAACCCCUGGACACCUGGGCGCCACCGAGCCACCAAAGGCCGGCGAGGCAAGGUAAGGCUCGGUGCUGGGAAGAUGGCCGCUCUUGCCAGCUCCCUUAUUCGCCAACGAAGGGAGGUCAAGGACCCCCAAGCAAACCGACAGAUUGCCAGCAAGCGCAAACCCUGCCCAAAAAGCAACAAGUCACUCUGCCAGAAACAAAUCCUCAUAUUAAUAUCAAAAGUUCGACUAUGUGGCAGUCGAGGGAGAAAAAUGGAAAAAAGACCCGAGCCCCAGCUGAAGGGCAUUGUCUCACGGCUCUACUGCAGACACGGAUUCUACCUCCAGAUGCUGCCGGAUGGCACCAUGGAAGGCACAAAGGACGAAAGCAGCUCCUUUUUGCAGUUCAACUUGAUUCCUGUGGGACUCAGGAUAGUGGCCAUCCAGAGCACCAAGACGGGGCUCUACAUCGCCAUGAACAGCGAGGGCUACCUCUACACCUCGGAACACUUCACACCGGAGUGUAAGUUUAAAGAGAGUGUCUUUGAGAACUACUACGUCACCUACUCGUCCAUCCUGUACAGACAAACCCAAUCGGGGCGAGCCUGGUACAUCGGCAUCAACCGGGACGGGCAAGUCAUGAAGGGGAACCGCGUCAAGAAGACCAAGGGUGCUGCUCACUUCCUACCCAAGCUAAUUGAAGUGGCGAUGUACAGGGAGCCCUCCUUACAUGAUGUUGCUGAACAGAGUCCACCUAGAAAAACACCCAAGACCUCCAGUGACUCACCUGUGCUUAACAACGGCAAGAAAGAUGCUCAGUCCAAAACCAAAACCUCCUCUUCCUAGCACUGAGAGACACAGAGGGUGAACAAUCUAGGGUGAAAGUCACCAGCGGACAUCUAAAGGACAUCGUUGAUGCAAACUUCAACCUCUUGCCUGGGAUCUGAACCUGAAGCUUUCUGGUGUUAAAGCGUCCAUGCAGGGAGAAGUUUGAGAAGGGGGAAGUCCCCCUUUUUUCUUCUUAGACCUCUACCACACCAGCUCUCCACCUUCUUAUUAAAGAGCGCUCUACGGUCAGCUGAACCUGGGGUGUAUAAGCAAUAACUCAGUAUAGAGCUGAACAGUGGCCUAGUGUUUUAAAGCAUGUCACCACAGCCUGUUUCACCAGCUGGAAGGACGCCCUCCAGCCGUCAUGCCAGCGAGAAUUCCUCCGGUCAACCAAAUAUCCCAGCAAGGUCUUCCUGGUUUCGCCGUGAUGGGUGCAAUGAGAAAAUCUGCACAUUUUUCACAAAUGGCUUUUUAUUUCCCUGCAGGGUUUUCUGCUAAUGUUAGCUUGACACAAAGCCAUGUUAAAGUAAGGCUGUCACACUGUUUCAUUUCUACAGCCAUCUGCUCUGUCCACAUCUUCCGUUUGCGUCAGCGACUUUCAGAGAUGGCCUAGAUCUUGUCAGCCAUGUUUGUGUGUGUGUGUCUAAACAUAUGAAACUUCUUUUCCCUCAUCUUUAGCACCAUUUGAUUUGUGAUCUGGUGUUCUUAAGUACAAAACUUAAAUCUGUGAU
Molecule: messenger RNA, 2507 nt
Organism: Cyprinodon variegatus (sheepshead minnow)
Lineage: Eukaryota; Metazoa; Chordata; Actinopteri; Cyprinodontiformes; Cyprinodontidae
Gene: fgf11a
Product: fibroblast growth factor 11
Exons: 6
Coding region: 1045-1794 (249 amino acids)
Biological process (GO): regulation of cell migration; positive regulation of gene expression; cell differentiation
Cellular component (GO): cytoplasm
Molecular function (GO): fibroblast growth factor receptor binding; growth factor activity
Source: RefSeq, a predicted model, not a curated record